Messenger RNA from Perca flavescens (yellow perch), 4994 nucleotides. It is a transcript of the gene plekhm2, whose product is annotated as pleckstrin homology domain containing, family M (with RUN domain) member 2. The record is from RefSeq and is a predicted model, not a curated record. Gene Ontology annotation, cellular component: endosome membrane. Gene Ontology annotation, biological process: Golgi organization; lysosome localization; regulation of protein localization. NCBI's taxonomy places the organism in Eukaryota, Metazoa, Chordata, Actinopteri, Perciformes, Percidae. The coding region runs from base 1032 to 4079 and encodes 1015 amino acids. The transcript is spliced from 20 exons. Gene Ontology annotation, molecular function: kinesin binding.
UUUAGAGAGUUUACAUGCCAAACUACGUUUAAAAAUACGACCGCUUAAAUUAGCAACUGCUUUGCAAAAAUGGGGGGGAAUGUGCAUAUAAGACAUGAUUUACAUAAGACAUUUCAGUUGCCGUAAGCCAUAUCCAUCUUGAGUAAAAGUCCGACGUUGCUCAAGCGUCCUCCACAAGAUGCAGUCACUUUGAAUGAGGACGUGGUGAACCAGAGCCCUCGAAGACGCUUACCCUUCGAGGGCUCUGGGUGAACCAAUUCAAAACGCUAUUUAUUAUUGACGAGUAAGUUUCUGGAGUCAUGCACGGGCGCGCCGAAUUGACGAGUUGGUGCUGAUGAUUCACAAUCAAGUUAUAUUUUAUGAUGCAUUGUAUGUUUCCACAAAGCAGAGCAAAUACAACUUUUAAUAGUCCUACUUUUUGAACUCCGUUCAGUCUCUAUAGUCCUCCCACGCGAGGCUGGUGGUGACGUAAUCCACUGACCGUACAGUCACUGGAGCGUACAAUUAGGUCAGUAGUACCUUAGCAUUCGUUUCUUUGGUGUUAUUAGCUAACUUAUCGGCAAGUACGCGAAAGGGUAACUUAAUGUAGUUUACAAUAGCCAACCACAGUGAUGAAACGGAGAGUGUGAUAACCACAAUUGCUGCUUAAAGUUAUCCAUGGUUGGACUCAAAACUUGCUAGCCACCCCUACCCUAAGUGUAGCGUCAAAAAAAAAGUCAAGUGGCUAGCGUUACAGCUAUAAGGCGAAGCUAGGCAAACAUUACAUGGCUAACCGGUUCCGUUGACAGAGGUUGACUUAUCGCGCUGCAUGCUUGGCACUGACAUGAUGGUUGUGAACUAGCGGUGCUGUCAAUUGAAUGUCUACAAUUGACAAACAAAGCUGUAUCUUUAGUUUGGCAGCCGACUGCUUUGGACGGCAAGAUAAUGUUAGCUAGCUAGCUAAAGCGGGCGGCAGCGUUAGCUUUAGCAAAACAAGAGGUCUGCUUUGGGAGUCAGCUGACAGCCUGCUGUAAGCUGCCAACAGACCAGUGAUGGAUCAACUCAAAGUAAAGGAUCGCAUAUUGGAAAACAUCUCCCUGUCUGUCAAGAAGUUGCAGAGUUACUUUGCGGCCUGUGAAGAUGAGACUCCAGCCAUCCGAAAUCAUGACCGGGUCCUUCAGCGCCUCUGUGAACAUCUUGACCAUGCUCUGCUGUAUGGCCUGCAAGACAUCUCCUCAGGCUACUGGGUCCUGGUCCUUCACUUCACCAGGAGAGAGGCUGUCCGUCAGAUAGAUGAGCUUCAGAACAUAGCAACCAACCUCGGUCGAAGCCGUGCAUGGUUAUACCUGGCAUUGAGCGAGAGCUCUUUAGAGAGCUAUCUACGCCUUUUCCAGGAGAACCAAGCGUUACUGCAGAAGUAUUAUUUCAAGAAUGCACUGGUAUGCAGUCAUGACCACCUCACACUCUUCCUCACGCUGGUGUCUGGCCUGGAGUUCAUUCGCUUUGAUCUGGAGCUGGAUGUGCCCUAUCUGGAUGUGGCCCCCUACAUGCCAGAAUACUACAAACCCCAGAACCUGCUGGACUUUGAGGAAAGGCUGCCCAGCUCAGACAGCUUGUCCCUGCACUCUUUCACCUCCCUCACCUCCACCAACCUGGAGUGGGAUGACAGUGCCAUAGCCCCCUCCAGUGAAGAUUAUGAUUUCGGUGACAUCUUCCCCGUGUUGCAGUCAUUGCCAAGUGCAGACUGGGAAGAGGGUGACCUGACUGACCAGGCCAGCUGCCCACGAUCCAGUGGCUCUGAUCCCCAGACAGUCAUCAGCGACACAGUGGUCCUUUCUGCUGGCACUGUCAAGGUGAAGGCAGCAGCUUAUCUUGCUCCACAUAGCCCCACGUACAGACACAACCCCUUCAACGAGGACUCGGACACUAACACCACCAACACCUCAGCCGACGGAACGCCAGUUCAUGUGGCCAGCCGCUACUACAGCGCCACCACUGGAGAUGACACAGAGAGCACCAGCAAUGAGCUGGAGGUCAUCAGGAUGGCCAGACGACGGAAACCAGCCAAGAAGCGACGAGGGAAGGGCUCCACAGAUUCUAUCGGCAGCAUCCAUAACUCUGUCUCCUCUGAGCAUUUGGAAAUGGACAACAGCCUCUUGGCCUCGGAGGAUAUAAAUUCAUUAAACGGCACUGUGUUCCAAGUGGAUGCUGAGGCAGAGUUGAGGAGAAGCAGGGUGGGAUCAGAGGUUGUAGAGGAAGGCGAUGAGGACGGAAUAGAAGGCCUCCUACGGCUCCCAGAGAUGACGGACACCUCCAUGGACACCGUGGGCCAACCCCUCCGUGAUGUCAUGGACCGGCUCAACGGGUCUUUAGAUAGGGAGGAGGCCUGGGAGCACCGAGAGGAGAAAAGCAGCGAAGGCUGUGACCGGAGCCCCGAGCCCCCUGCACAGCAGCCCUUUCGAGAGGAUUCAGGGGGCGAGCCCCCUGACCCAGCGGCAGGAGAGACGUCUCCCUCCCGUCUGGCCACAAUGCACAACUUCCUGCAGGCCUCUCCUGCGCCUACAGACUUACGCUGCUUUACCCCCAACAGUCCAGACUCUACUUCCACUGGUGGUGGCCACUAUGACUCUCCAGAGCAUAGCCAGUCGCAGACUCUUUCAGGUGGCCUUGAAGAUGAAGGAGCGGCAAAAGCGUCAGCAGGACAGAAGCCCGACGUGAAGACCAGGGAGCAAGGCACUGAAGAUCGAGACAAAAAAACAUUUGCUGAGGAAGCAGAAAGUUCUCAUCCUGCAGAGUUUAAGGUGGACAACAAUCACUUGCUUCUUCUCAUGAUUCAUGUAUUCAGAGAGAAUGAGGAGCAGCUCUUCAAGAUGGCGAGAAUGAGCACAGGCCAUAUGGAGGGGGACCUGCAGCCCCUUUACCUGCUGCUGACUGACUGUUACAUCUACCUUCUUAGGAAGGGUGCAGCAGAGAAGCCCUACACAGUAGAAGAUGCUGUUUCUUAUAAUGAGCUGGACUAUCUUUCGGUGGGCCUUGACCAACAGACAGUGACGGUGGUUUGCACUAACAGACGAAGAAAAUUCCUGUUAGACACAGCUGAUGCCUCUCUGACUGUGUGGCUCUUGUCUGUUCUCAAGUCAGCCAUGGUGAAAGGUUGCCGUGAGCCUCCUUACCCCUCUGUGCUGACUGAUGCUACCAUGGAAAAACUGUCUCUCUCUAAGUUUGUUUCCCAGGAAUCUCACUGUGAGGUAUAUGAAGUAUCUAUCCAACUGUAUUCACUAGUCCACUGGGAGGAUCCUAUGGACAUGACUUUGUCACCCCAGGGUGGCCCACUGAACUCUGGACUACAUUCCAGCACCAAGGAGGGGACUCUGCAGUACCGGGCAGGAAACACCUACCUGGGCAAAGAGCUGUGGAAAAGCUGCUACCUCGUCCUUAGCAAGGGAAUUCUGUACCUGUAUGCAGAAAGAACUGAUGUGACACCUCUGCUGUCGGUCACUAUGGGAGGAGAGCACUGUGGAGGCUGCCGUCGCUCAAACAGCACAGAGCGUCCCCACGCCUUCCAAGUCAUCCUGACCGAGCGACCGCCAUUGGAGCUCAGCGCCAACAAUGAGCAGGACAUGGCCGACUGGAUGCUGCUGCUUUGCCAGUCCGUCUCCAAAGGGGUCAUCCCUCAAGGUGUGGCCCCCACUCCGUGUAUCCCGUGUUGCCUGGUGAUGACAGACAGGAAGCUGCUUACUUGCCAUCAGGACUGUCAGACCAGCUUCUUCCGUUCACUGGGCAGCGCCGAUAUCUGUGAUGUCACUUUUGUCAGCGUGGAGGCCGACAAGGAGUACUGUGUCAUUGAGUUUGCAGCAGAUCGGACCCAGUUCCUUCCUCCGUGGGUGUUGUACUUCAGCGGCUGUGAAGAGAGAAAUCGACUGCUGGAGGUGUUAGACAACACAUGGAAGGCCAUUUUCCAGGUCAACCUUCCCCACAGAGAAGUGUUGGAUCCGUCUGUGCAAAAGCGUUGUGGUGAGGCCCUCGCCCUGAUGAAUAGUGCCUGGCAGAGGGCAGACAGUCUGGCCCGAGGCAGAGCCCAGCGUGAACCCUGGUGCUGACAGACACACACAUGCACGCAUACACUUACCUGUGUGUAGCCACUGAGAAAAACUGAUCAGUCUCAUAAAGGGCCAGGAUAAAUGGAUUUGACUCUGGCAUACAGUCUGUGUCACUGUGAACUAAAAUCGGACGUGGUUAUUGGUUGUCCCACUACUGCGUGAGCUUGUGAUGCACCUGUAAAUCACUGAUGGCAUGUUUCUAUCAGAGAAACUUCCUGCAGAAGUAGCAAUGCAUAUUGCACAUCACAGUGAUGCAACCGCAAGACAUUCACACUUAAUUAAAUGAAGAAUUUUAACAGAACGAUACAACAGAUUUUAUUUAAUCCAAAUGAUACAUUGUGAUUAUUCCUUUUGCUCAAAGUCCAUGUCAAAAGUCAAGCCUUGACUUUGAUAUGUAAACAGGACUGGAAAUGAUUUAACACAUAUUUAGUCCAUUGAGGUAGCUGAGUAGGGAGGAAGAUAAGGAUCAAUUACUAGCAGCUUCCCAACGUUUUCUUUAAAAAAAUCAAUGUCAAGAAAGCCAUAACUUGUAUGCAGUUGAUGCUUGUUUUUCGACGUAGAAAAGGUCACACUCGUUGCCUGUGAUCGCACAAGUCACACAACUGUGUGGAGAUAAUCCUUGCUUAACAGUCACAAGAUGUUCUACUUAAUCCAAACUAUCGUACAAUUAUAGAGCAAAUGUACAGCGCUGUGCAGUAUCGACGCUAAAUCAGUCACCAAUGGUUGUGUACGUGUCUGAUAUUCAGUUUUGGUUUGUCACAUUUUACAUUAACUUGAGAGAAUGAAUAGCAUAUGAUAGCAUAUCAUAUGGAGAAUAUUUGGAAAUUGUGUGAGAUCUUGCUAUACCUAUUUAAACGUUGUCAGUCAGAUUAAAAAAAAAAAACUAUCAGGAAAUUUGCCUUUUAUCUCCACUCU